This is a messenger RNA of Menidia menidia (Atlantic silverside), 1860 nucleotides long. Lineage: Eukaryota; Metazoa; Chordata; Actinopteri; Atheriniformes; Atherinopsidae. The record is from the annotation of a GenBank genome assembly.
UUGGCUUUUCUCUCAGUUUUAGGAAUGAGGGUGUCACACUGGUGCAUGCUGGGAUUGACCAUACUGCUGCUGUUGUGUGAAAUCGCCAUCAGUCAGCUGUGUAAGUCGCUAAUCGUCAUGGUGGACGGCUUCCACACGCUCCUUGUCCUCAUGCACAUGGCUCUUCCUCCUCCCCAGAAGGCAACUGUCAAACCUCCGUUCUCCUCUCUAUGUUCUCCCGCCUCUGCUCCGCAUUCUUUACCCUCCGUGGCAGCAUUCAUGCCCGAGUCGCCAGUCAAAGGUGGACCCGACUCCCAGGUGGAUCAGCCCGUCGACACGCACACGCCCUGGUCCCCGGCGGCCUCUCUAAAAAGGCCAAACUGCGGCCUGUCGUUUAGCGACAGCAGGAUCCCCGUGGUGGGCGUUUUCAUUUCCGCCCUCCUCCUGGCCUCUCUCUGCGUCUCUUACUUCUUGGAAAUCGUCAGCUUUAUUCUGGAGCCCCACCCGGUGAAGCACCCGCUGCUGCCGGUGGUGGUGGGCGCCGUCAGCCUGCUCCUUAAGGCGCUCGUGUUGGGGCUGAACCGGGAUCGGCUGCAGGACGGCCGCUGGCAGAAAGGGUGGGAACCGCACCUUGAAGUGAACCAUGAAGUUCUGGCCGAAGAGGAUUCCAGAGGUCGGACGGAGUGUGAAGACACUGGCCAAUCAGAAGGACUGUCCGUUGCGUGUGACCCCCCCCAUGUCGGGGCUCUCGUCCUCCGUAAUCCAGGUGCUUCCAGCGUGCCGGACGCUGACUCGGAAAUUCUGCAAAAACUGGCCGAGGUUCUCUGUGAGGGAGAGAGCGGUGCUGCAGAUUUCAAGUUGGCGGGCAGUAAAAACCAUCAGAUAACAUUGUCUGAGCCCUCUGCCUGCGAGUCAUCCCGCCCGCCCGAGACCCCGGCCCAGAGCAGCCAGUGGUCCAGCUGCCUGCUGUCCUUUGCCCUCUUUGUUCAGGGGGUCUUCACCGCCUUCCUUGCACUGACCAACGGCCUGGCCACGCUGCUGAUGGCCCCCCAGCUCCCGCACGGCUCUGCGGCCCGCGGCGUCCUGGUGUAUCUGGAUCCCGCUCUUUCCCUGCUGGCCGUGUUGACCCUGAUUGCCACAGCCAUGCCACAGGUGUACAGGUACGGGCUGCUGCUGCUUCAGGCCUCACCCGCACACAUCUGCGCCACCGAUGUCGGACGGAGGAUUGCGAGCGUGCCGGGAGUCCAGGCCGUGCACGACCUCCACAUCUGGCACCUGACUGACUCCCUUGUGGUGGCCUCUGUCCACGUGCACUGCUACGCUGAGCUUCCAGUACACAGGUGUGCUGAUGUGAUGUCGGGUGUCACCAAAGUGCUGCAGAACGUGGGAGUGAGCUGCUGUACCGUUCAGCCAGAGUUCUCUUCCUCCUGUGGGCCUUCCUCUGACGGAGGAGAGGACGGCUCCCCUGUCAUCCACAGACAGGAUCCCUGCAUGCCGCCUCUACCCACCUGCAGCCUGGCUUGUGGGAAGGCCUGCGCUGGGAGCAUGUGCUGCUCUCCUCCAGAGGACGACUCCCAGAGGCCGCCGACACCACCAGCUGGAGAGACAAGGGAAGAGCCUCAGACUCUGGUCAUCCAGAACACCUUCCUCUAGCUGUCAGUCCCAACCAAAACUCAGCGUCCCGGUGUGAAGGUGAAGCCAAAACCGAUCUAGAUGAUGUCUUGUGAAACAUUGUUAGAGAUUGCUGUGUUAGUUUUGUUACUGUAACAGGUGCUACUCCAAAGGUUUUUAUGUUGUAUCAUGUGAAACUCUGUGAAAGGCUGUGUGUGUGCUGUUCUUUUGUAAUUGGUUAUGUAUUUACAUGGAAAUUAAACGAUUAAC